This is a messenger RNA of Pochonia chlamydosporia 170, 1566 nucleotides long. RefSeq names its product cytochrome P450 family protein. Gene Ontology annotation, molecular function: oxidoreductase activity, acting on paired donors, with incorporation or reduction of molecular oxygen, reduced flavin or flavoprotein as one donor, and incorporation of one atom of oxygen; heme binding; iron ion binding. Bases 1 to 1566 code for a protein of 521 amino acids. NCBI's taxonomy places the organism in Eukaryota, Fungi, Ascomycota, Sordariomycetes, Hypocreales, Clavicipitaceae. The record is from RefSeq and is a predicted model, not a curated record. The transcript is spliced from 3 exons.
AUGCAAGUUACAGUUCUUGUCGGCAUUGCCCUUGGGGCGGCCGUCAUAGUCAUGCUCAUCAAUAAGAUUCAGUUGAGUCUUCGUCACAGAGCAAUGGCCAAGCAGCUCGGCUGCAAACCUCCAGUGCAGGCGCCUUCAACUGAGCCCAGCGGCGUCGUCGCCAUGUUCCGUGGGGCACAAGCUUCCAAGGAAAAGCGAUUCCCUCAGUUUGUCCAGGAGCAGUUCGACAAGUUGAACGAGCGUGAGGGCCGACAAGUUGGCACUUCAACGCUGGUCACGCCAUUUUUCAAGAAGAUCAUCUUCACCUCUGAUCCUCAAAAUAUCCAGGCCAUGCUAGCACUGAAGUUCAAAGAUUUCGGUUUGGGUGUGAACCGUACUGACAAUUUCAGACCACUUCUCGGGAAUGGCAUUUUCGCUGCCAACGGCAAGCAAUGGGAACACUCUAGAGCCCUUCUCCGACCACAGUUUGUCCGAAGUCAAGUUAGCGAUCUCGAUCUUGAGGAAGCCCAUGUCAAGAACAUGAUGACAGUACUCGACCGUAACCUCGGCCGCGAUAACUGGACUGGCACCGUGGACCUGCAAGUCUUGUUUUUCCGACUCACACUCGACUCUGCAACGGAAUUCUUGUUUGGCGAAAGCGUCAAUAGCCAGAUCGAUCUUCAGACCGACAUCACCAACAGCGGCAAGGACGACAACAGCUUUGCCUAUGCGUUCGAUCGCUCACAGUAUAUUCUGGCCAUUGCUGCCCGGUUGGGUAACAACUACUGGCUGAUGCACACGCCUGAAUUUCACCGAAUGGUCGACAGAGUCCACAAGUUUGUCGACUAUUUUGUGCAGAAGGCCAUGAACAGCAACGAAAAGCAGAAAUCGGACCACUACGUCUUCUUGCAUGCUCUGUCCGAGCAGACGCAGGAUCCUGCUGAGCUGCGAUCACAACUCCUCAACAUUCUUCUAGCCGGCCGUGAUACGACCGCGUCACUCUUGGGCUGGUUCUUCCAUACCCUGGCCGAUAAGCGGUACGAGCACAUUUAUAAGAGACUCCGCCAGAUUGUGGUUGAUGAGUUUGGUACCUACCAAAACCCUCGCGACAUCACGUUUGAGAGAAUGAAGAGCUGUCAAUACUUGCAAUGGUGCAUCAACGAAGCUCUUAGACUAUACCCUGUUGUUCCCAUGAACGUCCGCACAGCCCUGACUGAUACCACUCUUCCCACGGGCGGUGGCCCCGAUGGCCGGUCACCCAUCUUCGUGCCAAAAGGCACUGAUGUCGGUUACUCGGUAUUCAUCAUGCAUCGCCGAAAGGACCUGUGGGGCCAAGACUGCGAGAUAUUCAAGCCAGAGCGCUGGGAAACUCGAAAACCCGGCUGGGAUUAUCUCCCCUUCAAUGGUGGACCUCGCAUCUGUAUCGGCCAGCAGUUUGCCCUCACCGAAAUUGCCUACGUGUUGGUUCGCAUGCUCCAACGGAUUGAUGCUCUUGAUGGUUCUGCUGCUGGUCCUGUCAAGCACGGUUUGACUCUCACCAACUGCCCGGCUGAUGGAGUGAAGCUUCGUCUUCACUUUGCCGAAUAA